Molecule: messenger RNA, 1197 nt
Organism: Eruca vesicaria subsp. sativa (arugula)
Lineage: Eukaryota; Viridiplantae; Streptophyta; Magnoliopsida; Brassicales; Brassicaceae
Source: the annotation of a GenBank genome assembly
AUGACCAACCAACAACUAACGGAGAUUGUGUUGACACUUCAAAAGCAGAUGAAACAGAUGCACAAAACAAUGAAGAAGAUGAAAAGAAAAGCUCAGGGAAGGAGAUCAUCAUUCCAUAAAGUCCUAUCUCAUAGCAAGAAGCAUCGGACAUCUCAACAGGAAGGACAACGAGCACCCUUUGAUCAGGAUGUGGAUGCUAUGGAAAACAACACAGACACCGUCCACAGCUCACCUGACCACCGUUUAGCAGAUGACCCUGAUCCUACACCACUUGUUUCAUCCCACAUUUCGAACGACAGUGACUUGAGCAUUGAUGACCUCAAUCCCAAAGACAAGGUAAAGUUCAAUAGGUUCAAUCAUUUCUUGUUCCACAUAUAUGAUUUCGAUGAAAUGGAAAACGAUAACCAAGAUGUCCACCCCUCACCUGUCCACGACACAAACAAUCUGAAUGCUUCCACAAAUGGAAAUGAUGACGAUAUCUACACAACUCCUGUCCGACCAGAUCAGAAGACCACGGAGACUCGUACUUUCAGAAAGCUAUACCCGGGACAAUGGGACCCACCUUCUAAAAUCUACGAUAAAGCUGAUCACCCAGACAGCCCCGAGAUUAAUCACAUCCUCUAUCAUGGUCUCAGGAUUUACGACAAAACGGCUGUUAGCCCAGACCCACCACUAUCGUCAGGUCCCAUAUCCGACCAAACGGCGGGUCCAUCCUCUCCUCCACGAAUUCGUUUACGUUUGGCUCCACUACCUUUCACUCCACUCACAUCACCGGUCAAGAGUAAUGAAAGUGGUCUUGGUUUCGUAAGCCACGCAACAACACCCAAUGCCUUUAAAGCCACAUUUUCGUCUAACUCGCCACCGGGCAUUGGACCCACAUCUGAGGAUCAGGAUCCCUUCGUCGAUCUCACAACCACAAAAGACCCCGCCAGACACGUUCCAUCUCCCCUAGAAAACCUUCUCGCUAAGGAAUUAUUCAACUCCCCGCUGAUUCCUGCUUUGGAUCUCAUCACCCCACUACCAGACAGGGAAUGGGGGCUUUUCCAUAGUGUCCUCAAAACCAACAUUGAUGUGUUCCAUAGCACUCCAUAUGAGUUUCAGUUUUCAAACAAAUUGCUCCUAGAGAUUGCACAGCCUAAGCAAUGGACAACCUCAUAUGUAAGACACCCCCUCUCUGUUUGUUCUAUCAUUGUCUGA